This is a messenger RNA of Vigna unguiculata (cowpea), 3296 nucleotides long. RefSeq names its product protein NUCLEOLAR FACTOR 1-like. The record is from RefSeq and is a predicted model, not a curated record. Lineage: Eukaryota; Viridiplantae; Streptophyta; Magnoliopsida; Fabales; Fabaceae.
CCAAGUUAACAACAUAAACCUCGUUGUGUUCUGCCGCCAUUUUUUUCGAAAACCCCGGUCUUUGAAAUUCACCAGCAAAAAACUUGAAGUGGAGUGAAGCCAUUGCGUUGCAGAGUUGAGAAUGGGGAAGAAAGCAAAAGGGUCAAGGAAGGGUAAGAAGGCGUGGAGGGCCAACAUCAGCACCGAAGAGAUAGAAGAUUUCUUCGAGAAAUCAACGAAGGACGCUCUUUCUGGUGGCUCUCUUCAAGCCCUUUCCAGUGAUUCCCUCUUUUACGAAGACAAGUCCAAAGAUCUUGCGGUGAAGAAGAAGAUCGAGAAGCACAGGGAGAGAGUGCUGCACUGUGAUAGUCUGCUACAGAAAAAGUGUUCUAAAAACCGGAAAACUGUGUCUGAUGUGAAAGUGGUCAAUCAAGAUGAUAAUAAGGAUGAGUCUACCAUGUUUGAUCUAUGGAAUGAUAAAGGUGAGGAUAACAAGCAAGUGAAAAAGGUAUCAAAGCCUACUCUCAUUCCAGAAGUAGAGGUUGAUCCUCCAGGCUGCUCUUUCAAUCCCUCGUUUGAAAGUCACCAGGAUACAUUAGCUUCUGCUGUUGCAGAAGAAAUGCAAAAAGUCUACAAAAAGGAAUUGGGCCCUGAACCUGUGCCAUUAACUGUUCCUGGAGAAGCUAUUGCUGAAGAAGAUAUGUAUUUUCUUGAUGUGGACGAUGGGAAUGAUUAUGAUGAUAGUAAUCUUGAAAAUGAGGAUGAAAAUGAAGAUGCUGCAUCAGACAAAAACUCUUUUGAUUUACAUUUGCAACAUAAUUUAUCGAAAGAAGAAAUUGACUGCAAAAGUAAUGUGAAAUUUAGCUGGGAGACUCCAGCUGUUGGUAUGAAAAAUUGUAAAUGGAUAGGAACUGGAGAGAACAUUAUGGAGGAUUUGGAUAUCAGUUCUUGUCAUGGUCUCAAGGCAAAGUUGUCUGAGCAUUGGAUGGAUGUCUACAAGACAUCUGGGGGCAAAGAUAUCAGUUCACCUAAACAAAGCAUGUUUUUCUCCCUUUGCAGCAGCUACCGGGAUAUACUUUACUGUAAUAAGAGGCCUUUCUAUUUCAAAGGCCUCGAAGAUGCAAGCAUUAUGGAUGCAUACAUAAUGCAUUCUCUCAAUCAUGUCUUCAGAACUAGAGACUCUGUGAAAAAAAAUGAUGCCAAACUGACCAAGCUUAAAGAGUAUACUGAAAGUGAUAAAUUUCGAGAUCAAGGUUUUACUCGACCAAAGGUUUUAAUAUUAUUGCCAUUAGCAAGUAUUAUGUAUCGUGUUGUAAAGAGGCUUAUACAUCUUACACCUUCAGCUUACAAGGUCAAUGUUGAACAUAAGGAUCGUUUUACCACUAAAAUUGGAAGUGAAGAACAUACAAGUGAUAUAGAAAAUGUUGACGACGAAAAUGCGAAACCUCAUAAGUCUUCCAAAGCAUCUGACUUUCAAAUGCUUUUUGGUGGAAAUAACGAGGAUGACUUCAUGAUUGGCAUCAAAUUCACGAGGAAGACAAUCAAAUUGUUCAGUGAUUUCCAUACCUCAGACAUUAUUAUUGCUUCAGCACUAUGCUUGGUUAAUAAAAUUGAGGAGGUUGGGAUUAACAAGGAAAAAGAUGUAGAUUUUCUUUCAUCCAUAGAGGUUCUGAUUAUUGAUCAUGCAGAUGUAAUAUCAAUGCAGAAUUGGUCUCAUGUGCAUACAAUUAUUGAACACUUGAACCGCUUACCAUCCAAGCAACCUGGAACAGAUGUAAUGCGCAUUAGACCUUGGUAUCUUGAUGAUCACGCAAGAUUUUACAGGCAAACAAUAAUACUGGGUUUUUAUUCGAAUCCAGAUAUAAAUGCUUCAUUCAAUCAUCAUUGUGUUAAUUAUGAAGGGAAGGUGAAACUGAUGUGUGAAUUCAAAGGUGUCUUACACAAAGUGUUACCGGAAAUAAGACAAAUUUAUGAACGAUUUGAUGUAGACUCGAUAGUACAAGCUGAUGAUGCCCGUUUUGAUUAUUUUAUUACAAAGGUUUUCCCCAGAAUAAAAGAUUUAGAUCAAGGAGGGACGAUGUUGUUUACCAAUUCUUACUUUGAAUUUAUUCGACUCCGUAAUUUCUUAAAGUCACAGAAUGCUUCCUUUUGUUUGCUUGGGGAGUAUACAACCCAAAGUGAUAUCUCUCGUGCACGUCUUUGGUUCUAUGAAGGAAGUAGAAAAGUUAUGCUUUACACUGAGAGAUCUCAUUUUUACCACAGAUAUAAGAUUCGAGGGGUUCAGAAUUUAAUCAUUUAUUCACUCCCAGAGAGGAAGGAAUUUUACCCUGAGAUUGUGAAUAUGCUUUACGGGUCUAACAAUAUGACUUGCACUGUCCUAUUUUCCUGCCUCGACAAGCUUCGGCUGGAAAGAAUUGUUGGCACUACUCCAACCAAAAGAAUGGUGGCUGCGGAGAAGGGUGUUUUUGUUUUCUGCCACUAGAAUUCUGCCUCGGAAACCAUGCAAAAUAACUCGAAAAUUAUUGUAACACGAGCAUGACUGGAAAAUAACUUGCUGCAACACCAAUUGGAUCUGGUCCAUCUUCGUGUCCUGCGAUUUGGAUUGGACUGCAAGAGCUGCUUUGAGUUUCUUCACCGUGAAUGACAAACAACGCAGAUCCUCCGCCUGGUGUUUGACCUCAGUUCAUAUCAAUGAAAGCACCAAUGAAACAGUGCUAAAUAGACGAAAACAACUUGUUCUGCUAUUAACAAAAGAGAUUACGUAUGACCACAAUCAACAGGGCAAAUUAAACAAUCACAAAAGUAAUGAUAAGGACAAAGGAGGUGCAAUGGAGGUAUAGCAAUUGUAGAAAUGAAUCAUUCCAGAAAAGGGAAUAAAGGAGGGACAAAAUCAGUGACAGAGACGCAGAGCAAAGGUUGAGGAACAAUGACAGCAGAGAGAGAAUCAUACCACACUUUUGCGCUCUCUUAAUUUUAUGUUCUCCUUUCUAUUACGUGAACUUUUGCGUUCUUUCUGACCCUUUGUAUUGCUUGCCACGUGUCCCUCACGCUUUUGUGCGUGUUACAGUUUUUGGAGGAUGCAUGGAGGGACAUGGCUCGACAACUAAAUUCAUGGAGAGAAAUCCCCGGUUGGUUUUUUGUAUAUCAGUGUUCAUUUAAGGCACUACUUCAUACACAAUGUACGUUCCUAGAGUCAAAUGUAUCAGAGGCUAUUUUUAUGAACAAAUUAUAUCAUAGAUUGAAUUAGGAGUUUAUAGGAAACAUUGAGCCAAGAUUUUGAAGUUAAAUGAAAACUCUAUCUUUUAGUGUUAGUUUUA